Messenger RNA from Photinus pyralis (common eastern firefly), 4698 nucleotides. RefSeq names its product protein kibra (gene kibra). The transcript is spliced from 9 exons. Bases 401 to 4009 code for a protein of 1202 amino acids. The record is from RefSeq and is a predicted model, not a curated record. Gene Ontology annotation, biological process: cell migration; regulation of DNA-templated transcription; regulation of hippo signaling. NCBI's taxonomy places the organism in Eukaryota, Metazoa, Arthropoda, Insecta, Coleoptera, Lampyridae. Gene Ontology annotation, molecular function: molecular adaptor activity; kinase binding. Gene Ontology annotation, cellular component: cytoplasm.
ACAGUUACAUCUGCUAUGUUUCGUAGUUGACUUUUUUUCCCCCUUUGUAGUAGUAUUCGAAUGUAAGUAUAGGAAUUCCGCCCCGAUCCGUACGAUUAGUUUCGACAGCUGGGCCACAGUCGGUAUUACUAUUAUCACAUGCUGCUGUAUGUGCGUUGCAUAGGCCAAGAUAGGACAAGAAUAUAAAACGAGUUCCAAGUUAUAUACUUCAUCGUUCGGUUAUGUUAGUACUCCUAGUCGCAUUCCUUUCCCGAGGUUACGUGUUACGAUUGGCCGAGGCCGCCUGACGUCAACUCGCAACCGCUCAUGAUAAUGUGGUAUGCAAUGCAACAUGGCCGAGUAGUUCGUGGUGUGUGUGAGUGUUAGUUGCUGUGAAUUUUGGAUAAUUAACUAGUGAAAUAUGCCAAGAAAAAGAAAUGGGGAGAUACCAUUGCCUGACGGAUGGGAUUUUGCACGAGAUUACGAUGGUAAAGUGUACUUUAUCGACCACAAUUCAAAGAAAACUACGUGGAUCGACCCGCGCGACAGAUUUACGAAACCACAGACAUUCGCCGAUUGCGUCGGCAACGAACUACCCAUCGGAUGGGAAGAAGCAUAUGAUGGACAAAUAGGGCCCUACUUCAUAAAUCACAUGGGUCAAUCGACGCAAUUAGAAGAUCCGAGGCAAGAGUGGCGGACCGAACAGGAGGCUAUGCUUAGGGAAUAUUUACAAACUGCACAAGAUUUAUUAGAGGCUAAGAAAGAUAUAUACAAUGUAAAAUCACAGAGGCUAAUUUUGGCGCAAGAUGAAUACAACCACCUUAACAACGCCUUGGCCGCCCUUAAUACGUCAAGAACAAGUUUAUGUUCGUCUACUAGUAGUGUAAGUACAAAAUACGAUCCAGAUCUGCUCAAAUCCGAUGUUGCCAUGGCAAAAAAUAGGGUGUCAAGGCUAAAGCGCGAAUUAGAACAAAUUAGAAAUGAAAUGAACUGUACGCAACGAGGGGUAGAAACUUUAGCAAUAGUUGAGCAAAAAUUAAGCAAUCAUCAAGGAGGAUGUUACAAUAUAGCUGAAGCGCAAGCGAUAAUGACUGAAUUGCACAACAUACAAAAAUCAUUAGAAUCCGGGGAAAAGGAAAAAGUGGAGUUAAUGCAGUCAUUAGCGAAAUUAAAAGAUGACCUUACAAGGUUGCAGUUAUGUGAGAGCUCUCCUGAAGUAUCAACUUUAAGUCUUCCACAAGAGAAAUUAAGUACCGCAUCACAAACAGAUCUAUCGUAUGACAUUGUGCCUAUUGGUACUCGGUUAGCUGAAAUGGCUAAAAUGAGGCUAGAAUAUGACGAAGCGCGGAAAAGUGUACAGACAAUACAACGGAAGUUAGCAGACCUUGAGGAAAAAAUGCAACCUGGACAAGUCGAGUCUGAUAAGGAUAGGUUAUUAUUAUUCCAAGAAAAAGAGCAGUUAUUGCGGGAAUUGCGAAGUAUAACGCCCAGGACGCGUUCGAAAGAGGAAAUGUUCGACAUUCAAAUGGAGUGUCAACGUUUGGAGCAGGACCUUAACAAAGCGCUAGAAGUAUCAAAUCGUGCAAUCGCCGAUCGACUUAGGUUGCACGAGGAGAAACAGUUACUUCUACAACAAUUACGAGAUUCUCUAAGAUUGAUGACACAAUUAGAGUCACAAUUAAAAACUCUCUCUGCCAGCACCUUGUCUGUCAGCAGCAGUUCUAGUCUUGGUUCUUUGUCAACUACGAGUAGCAAAGGAUCUUUAAGUUCAGGGUUAAGUUUCACAGAUAUCUACGGCAGUCCGCAGUGUGUGAGCACAGCAAGUACAGACAAACCAGUAGAUAUGGUAGAUUUACACAGGAGGGUGGAAAGGCUUCUGAAAGAGAACGAUUGUGGUACAAACACACCGUCACCUGGUCGGUCACAGCCGUCCCUUUCACCUAGAAGUUCCUUAUCGUCAGUCUCCCCGCCUGUUUCUCCAAUGUACGAAAACCUCUCGAUACUCCCCCCACCUUCCUAUAAACAAAUUGAACACGAACGCCAGCAGCUCUCCGAACUCAAAUUCCUAAACCAGACCGGAAGCGGCGACUACUUAUCAAAUUACACACAAAGAAUACCUGUUCCUAACCUGUCACCGUUGAGUGACCUACUCGAGGCCCACAUGAGCAAUAUGUCACAAGGAUCUGGAUUGGGAAGGCCGUCUCGCCAUUCCUACGAAAGCGUCGGAGAUCUACCACUAUCGCCAAUUUCGGAAGCGCCCAUCGGCAAUCACCAGGAGAUCGCCCUGUCGCGAACGUCCUCGUCCGGUACGAAUACGAGGUCCGUCUCGGCAGCGGUAAGCGACGAGUCGGUCGCGGGCGAUUCCGGCGUUUUCGAAGCGUCGAACAGGAAAAAGGCAGCCGGUUAUGCGCCGGAGGACCUAUUUGACACGGCACAAGUACAAAUUAAAUUAAGAUACGUUUUUAACGAGAAUAUGCUUAAUAUAUGCUUUGAACGAGCCCGAAAUUUAAACGCGCUUGUCAUUCCAGAUAAUUCGCAAGUGUGCAUCAAGGCGGCGUUAUUACCGUCUUCGCCUUCGGUCCCCACAUUUUGUAGUACAAAGCUUGUUCGAGAUUUAGCAAAGCCAACGUUUGGGGAUAUUUUCAAUAUGAGCGUACCCUUGAAUAAGUUAUAUACAAAAACUUUGCAAGUCAACGUGUGGAGUGUAACUGAGGAUCAACAGGAAAGAUGUAUUGGUUGCGCUCAAGUAAGUUUAGCAGAUUUUAACCCUCAAAGCAUAUCGCAAAAGUGGUACAACAUCCUGAGCUUCCGCCUGAUGGACUACGAAGACGGCACAAAAUCAGAAGUGGUGCAAGCCGAGCUAUCGGCGUCAAAACCCGCGGUCAAGGAAGAAAGCUCGGAUGAUUCGACGAUAAUUUCAUCGCAAACGUCGACGCUAACGCGAAAUCAAGAGACCGACCAUUUAGAUCCGUUGAGUAACUUAAAUUUCGAACAGCUAGUGAGUUGUCUGAGAAAUUCCGAGGAGUACGACAGCGACGAUUCUGAAGAUGAGGACGACGACGAGGAUGAAGAUGAAGAGGGUAUAACGGUCGAUUUUAGACAGGGUGAUAGGUUGGAGGUCGUCUUGGAGAAUUACGAUCCUUGCGAGAACGACGACGACAGGUAUACCGAUAAGCAAACCAAUACCGAGUGUACGUUUUACCCGGAGCACGCGAAACAAAUGAAAUUGGCGGCGGCUAACGGUACCGCCUGCUUAGAUGAGCGAGGGGUUAUUAAACGAUCACAGACAUUCUCGCCGAGUGCCGCGGUGUCGAAAAAUCAUUACAUAUGUAAAUUAAAUCGAAGUGAUAGCGACAGUGCAAUGCCUUUGUAUAGGAGAGGAGGCAAUCCAUUCCAAAGGAAUUCGGUCGAAAGGCGAUCUUUAAGGUUUCGUCGACAGUCCGGUUCGAUGUUAAGUUUAUCUAAGAGUAAGUCUCACAGCCAUGUGCCACCGACGGCGCGAACUUCGUUAGAUUUAGAAUUAGACUUGCAAGCUCAACAUACGCGUCUGUACACGUUAAACUCCGAGUUAGACAGGCUCAGGGAGUUGAAAGAACGUUUAGAAAUUGCCAAGGACCAAGGUGAUGUCGAGCUCGCCUCUUGGGUCUUGGAGGAUGAGCAGUUCCAACGGUUUGUGUCACAGGCAGAGUCCUAUAGGCAAGGAAGAACUUCUGAGGAGAAAAAGGUCGAGAAAAUGUUAAGAAAAAUUUCUAGGGAAAUUUAUCGACUAAGAAAAAGCAAAGCGGGAAGUGGAAAGCCUGAUGUUAUAUCAUUUAGAGAGAAAAUGGCUUUCUUUACAAAAGUUAACACCAUCGUUCCCAUUCUUCCCACUGAAGAGUGCCAUUCCAAUGUUAGCGUAAUUGUAACGGACGAACAGUCCCAGUGUAAAAGUAGUGAAAGUGAUGCGACGUGUUGUGAGAAAGUGUCCUUAUCGGAAAAGCGAGGCCCUUAUGAGUACGUAGUUGACAGAGUAUUGGGUGUUGAGGUUUAAUAAUUCUAAAGUAACGUUACUAAAUUAUUUAAUUUUAUAUUUAAUGAAAAUGUUCGUAGGUACUCAAACAUGCUUUCUUUGUUUGUAGAUUUAUGAAUGUUAACAAAACACUCGCUAAAUAAUAACGUUUAUGGUAAAAUAUAUUUUUAGAUAAACUAUUUAAAUUAUUGUGAUUAUGUGCCUUAAGAGAUCUGAAUUGUCUCUGUUGUUGCUAAUUCUAGUUUCAGUUGUGAAUACUCAAUUUUAAUUAUUGUACUUCUCUUUUAGAGCAGCUUAGUCAAUGCUCUUCGUUAGCAGUUUUAAACUGUACGACUCUUGUGUAUAAAAUUUAUAUAAGAAUAGUGAUGUAUGAGAAUCUUAGUACAAUCUUUUUUAACUUCGUUACCACACAUUCUUUAAAAAAAUUAAUUUAUCCUUUCUAUACUGAUUUUGUUUAAUUUAUAAAUCUUAAUGGAUUUGUUGUAUAAAGCCUUAAUGGGAGAUUUCCCCUAGCUAUAUUAGCUACGGACUUUAAUUAUGUAUUAAAUAGUAUAUUGUUUAUUAUAUAUAAAAUAUACAUAUGGUUAUUAGUGAUUUUUUAUUUGUAUUAUAUGUACAUAAUUCAUGUAUAUUGUAUUAAGUCUUGUAUUAGUUAAUGUUUUUAAAAAACAAUACAAAGCAUCAUUCUAAACACCGUGGAUAGAAAUCUA